AUGGAGAAUUUGGGAGAAACUCAUGAAGCAACGAAGAUAGAUAUUCAACAAUUGAAGGAGCAAAUACAUGAGAUUUUGGAAGCCAUAAAGGCACUAGAAAAAUCUGGAGAGACUUCCACUCAACAACAUCAACAAAGGGUUCAGGAAACCCAAGUUUCUCCUCCAUAUGGUCUUCCUCCGAAUUACACUCCACCCAUUGGAUUUGACUUAGAGAAAAAAGCUGCAAGCUAUAUGGUUGCAACUCAUGAUACGAAUGAGAAUGAACCUGGGACAUCUACCUUCAUAGGCACCCAAGGAAUUGUUCAACCAAAUGUAGUACAUGUGUCAAUGGAAAAGCAACCCGAGGUGAAACCUUCACCCCGUGUCACUACACCUCUGAAUGUUGAAGAUUCCACAAACAAAUUGGAAAUGUUAGAGGAAAGGCUGAGAGCUAUAGAAGGUAUACGAAAGUUUGAGUUUGGCAAUGCUGCAGAGCUGUGCUUAGUUCCAGAUGUGGUGAUACCUCCGAAGUUCAAAUUACCAGAGUUUGAAAAGUAUCAAGGGAACACUUGUCCAAAGAAUCAUAUAACCAUGUACUGUAGAAAAAUGACUGCCUACGUUCAUGAUGAGAAAUUAUUGAUUCACUUCUUUCAGGAAAGCUUAACUGGCAUGGCUCUUAAUUGGUACAUGCAUUUGGAACCAACCCAAAUUCGUUCCUGGAAAGAUCUAGUGGCUGCAUUCGUGAAGCAAUAUGAAUAUAUCAAUGAUAAUGUGCCUGAUAGAUUUCAACUACAGAACAUGGAGAAAAAGGAGGCAGAGACAUUCAAAGAGUAUGCUUUAAGAUGGAGAGAGAUUGCUGCUCAAGUAGAGCCACCUUUGCAUGAAAAAGAGAUGGUGGCUAUAUUUAUAAAUACUUUGCAGUCACCCUUUUAUAAACAUAUGAUGAGUAGUGUUUCUUUGAACUCUGCAGACUUGAUUAUAAUGGGAGAGAGGAUUGAGGUUGGCAUAAGGAACGGAAAAAUUGCACUUGACCCAAAUUGUGUAGCAAAUUUGAAUGAGUAUGGUUCUAGGCGUGGGAUAAGAACAGAGCGAAGAGCUAAUCUACACCCUAUUGUCUAUCCUCAAAAGUCUCAGUCAGAGAAAUCCAAUCAGGACAUUGGGCGAAAAAAUUACAAUCGAGGCAAGAAAGCUGUCAAUUUCACUCUUAUCCCUAUGACCUACAAAGAGCUAUUACCAAAUCUCCUCCGCGACAAGCUCAUAGAUAUUUGUCCCACUAGACCUGUACGACCUCCAUACCCAAAAAAUUAUGAUGUAAAUGCAAGAUGUGAUUACCAUGGAGGAGCACCGGGUCAUUCAACAGAAGCAUGCACGGCUUUGAAGUACAAGGUACAAUCCUUGAUUGAUUCAGGAUUGUUGACAUUUGAAGAAAGAUAA
Molecule: messenger RNA, 1413 nt
Organism: Vigna unguiculata (cowpea)
Lineage: Eukaryota; Viridiplantae; Streptophyta; Magnoliopsida; Fabales; Fabaceae
Source: RefSeq, a predicted model, not a curated record